Soboliphyme baturini is the source of this 689-nucleotide messenger RNA. Lineage: Eukaryota; Metazoa; Nematoda; Enoplea; Dioctophymatida; Soboliphymatidae. The record is from the annotation of a GenBank genome assembly.
AUGUCAACUGCGGCGGACUACUUGGAUCGGCAGAAAGAAAAAUAUUUGAAUAUGUCGCUGGAAGAAAAACGAAACCUGUACGCAUGUGGCUCAAACUUUGUCCCUCUGAGCAUGAUCAAACAGUUUUACGAAGAAUACACUCCAAACGCUGUACAUUCAGAGUUUAAAGCGUGUCCAGAGAUCAACAAGAAGAUCAGUCUUUGGAGCGGUGACAUUACAAGGCUGGAAAUCGACGCCAUCGUCAAUGCGGCCAACGAAUUGCUCCGGGGAGGCGGAGGAGUGGACGGAGCGAUUCACCGAGCAGCCGGACCGGAACUAUUGGCCGAAUCAUCUUCGUUGGGAGGUUGUCCCACCGGUGAUGCGAAACUCACCCUUGGCUACCAUCUGCCUGCAAAAUACGUCAUUCACACGGUCGGUCCCAUCGGGGAGUCGGCACCGAUGCUGAAAAGCUGCUACGAGAAGUGCCUCCAGUUGUGCGCUUUGCAUUCGCUUCGCUCUGUGGCAUUUCCCUGUAUAUCUACCGGCGUCUACGGUUAUCCGAAUGAGAAGGCGUGUCAUGUCGCUUGCAACACCGUAAGAACGUGGCUUGAUUCGGCAAGCAAUGCUUCUUCGGUACGUUCUGGGCUAGUGGUAUUCUAUUUCUUUGCAUAUGGGUGGUCGGGGGGGGGUGGGACAUUGCCGCAGUGAGU